AUGGCGACAAACGGAACCCAUCCUUUCAAUUUUCCCAACCCUUUCGACACUCUGUAUAAAGAGCCUUCAACCCUGCCAGCUACGUCCCGUAAAGGCAUGAUCUGGAAGCGACUCAUCGUCUGUUGUGACGGGACCGGUCAAUCCUCAAAUAGCGGGGUGAAUACAGUCCCAACAAACGUUACUCGCUUCGCUCGAGCAAUUGAUACUUCGUCGUACAUGAAAAAAGACGCAGGCAACGUACAAGAGAUCCCCCAAGUCGUCCUUUAUCAAGCCGGAGUUGGGACUGAACAGGUCUCUUUCUACGGAUCUAACAAGUCGAUCUCUUCAGGACGCGGAGUUGAGAGGCACAUCCUAGAAGCGUACACCUUUUUCUCACUCAACUAUGAAGAGGGAGAUGAAUUAAUCUUGUUGGGUUUCUCUCUUGGAGCCGUCACCGCGCGUGCGGUUGCCUCCCUCAUUUGCAGCGUCGGGCUGCUCACAAAGGACUGCCUAGAUCAACUGCCGGCCAUCUACCAACAAUACACGAGCAACAAGACAAUUGAGAACCCCGUCACCCCUGGGACCGAUCCAUUCAAAGUCUACAAACAGGUUGUCAUCACGGCCAUGGGCAUCUUCGAUACUAUCGGUAGCCUUGACGUCUCCGGUGGAAAGCACCUCCCUAACGUGCCAGAUUCUAAAAAUUCUCGGGCUCGCAUCGAUACCGUGUAUCAGGUACUCGCGAUCGAUGAGUGCUGUCGGUCUCUUUCUCCAACCUUCUCUACUUGUGUGGCCAUGAAAACCGUGGUACAAGCUUCUACCAAGUUUGGGGUAGGGUCACUUCUUCUACUUCCGGGUGGCCAUACCGACGUUGGGGGUGGCCACGAGCGUGCAUUCCGCGACCUGUCAGACAUUAGCUUCGCAUGGAUGUAUAACGUGAUGAGGCGUCACCUUACCUUUCGUCCUGGAGUUGCUAGAGAACUCAGGGAGCCAUCUUUGGCUCCCAAUCGCUCCGGUAACGAGCCGUUUGACCAAGGCUGGGCAUGCUCCCCUGCACAUAACGAGUACCAUGCGUCUAUAUUCGAAUUCUCCACUCCACACCACCGUACUCCUGGCCAGUACUAUCUUGAAAAAGGAAUUACGGAGAAUGAAGUCUACAACACGAACGAAUGGAUCCACGCCUCGGUCCGUGUCCGUAUGAUGAUGACGGAUUGGAGGCCUCGGGCGCUUGACGGCUUCACGCUCGUCCAUGACGAGGAGAGAAAUAGGUACUAUUGGCUUAAGGAGUGUGAUUUCCCUGGCAAAGGAAAGGUGCAUCUCAAGCUCAAUGAAUGGGUAGUGCGUCCCAACGACAGCAACUCGAUCGAUGUCGACAAUCCAAAGAUCAAUAUGGAAGCAUUUCUCAUCGACCAUGAGGCAAAGAAGAUUGUCGAAGAUUCCGAGUGUCACAAAAAGCUUUCCAAAAUGGCACACCAGAAAUCCGGGUGGAUGAACUGGCCCACGACCAACGAAACCAGAGUGUUCAAGUUUCCAAACCCGUUCGAUACACAAUAUCAUCCAGAAUUGGAGCAGCAUGAUUUUCAAUCCCAAGACCCCAACGAGCAACCUGACAGAAGCAAGAUGCGGAAGAAUCUCAUUGUCUGUUGUGAUGGUACUGGCCAGUCGUCGAGUAACGGAGUCGCCACUGUCCCAACAAAUGUCACUCGGCUAGCCCGAGCAUUCGAUACUUCGAUGGAGAUUAAUUCCACCUCGAAGGUUCCACAGAUUGUCCUCUACCAAACCGGAAUUGGCACCGAGGAAAUGUCUGGUUUUGGCACGGGCCUUUCCAGUGCCUUUGGAUACGGUCUCGACAGACAUAUCCUCGAAGCCUACACCUUCUUCUCGCUAAACUUUGAGGAAGGGGACGAACUUUCUUAUUCGGCUUCUCCCGAGGCGCUUUUACCGCCCGUGCUAUUGCCUCUCUCAUUUGCAAUGUAUAUUGGCUUGCUCACCAAGGAUUGCCUAGACAAACUGCCGCAGAUCUAUGCACGAUACAAGGAACGUAUCGACACUGAAGAGAGUCGUAAGGAACUCGAAGACUGGGUCAAAAAGAGGGCGAAGCACAAACCCUACAAAGUGGAGGUUGAAGACCUGCAGAGUGGCGAUGGGGACCCGUCGAUAAUCAACAAGAAGGUCGAAUGGAAAGGCGGCAAAGUGGAGAUUGAAGAUCCUCAGGUCAACAAGAGCGAGCAUUUCACGAUCAACAAGGACGUCAUCAUUCUCGCUAUGGGUCUUUUCGACACUGUCGGAAGUCUUGGUAUCCCUGAGGGUACCAUUAGCACUCUUCUCAAGCCUCUGAGUUGGACAGGACUCAACAACAAGAAAUAUCAGUAUCAUGAUACGUCUUUCCCUCUUGCAAUGAAUCCACAGGAUUUCAGAGCUCAUAUCCAUGGCGUGUAUCAGGUUUUGGCCUUGGACGAGUGUCGCACCUCGUUUACUCCAACGCUCCUGUACGACCAUGGCACCAAGUCUAACGUGGGUGAUGGGACUGGUUUUUAUCAAGUCUGGAUGCCCGGAGUCCACACUGACGUAGGAGGUGGAUAUGAACGAGCACCCAACGACAUGUCCGAUCUCAGUUUCGCGUGGAUGUACAACUACAUCAAGGGAAAGUUGCAGUUCCGUGAAGGAGUCGCGUAUGAACUUCGAAAACCCUCUUUGGAUCCCGCGCGCUCCGAUCCUAAAGCUACGAAGCCUUCUGUCCCUCCUCCAGUGGCUCGCGGCUGGGCAUGCUCCGACGUACACGACGAAUACCAUACAUACAAAUUCAAGUUUGGAGGUCAACGUUACCGCACCCCCGGUCAAUACUACCUCAAGCAGAGCGUUGAGAAGAAAACCAUAUUCAGGACGAGCGAGUUCAUCCACCCGUCUGUCCGCGUACGGAUGCAGUCGACUGAUUGGAGGCCACCUGCGCUCGACGGGUUCAAACUCGAGCUCGACGAGGCUAGAAAAAUCUACUAUUGGGUCAAGGAGUGUGAGAUCUCGGGCGCUGGGACGGUGCAGCUGAGGCUCGACGAGUCGCCGAUAUGGUUGGAAGACCAAACCGAGGAAGCUGUUAAGGAACCUGACGUUGACAUGGAGGUCUUCCUCCUCAAUUAG
This is a messenger RNA of Serendipita indica DSM 11827, 3111 nucleotides long. The record is from the annotation of a GenBank genome assembly. Lineage: Eukaryota; Fungi; Basidiomycota; Agaricomycetes; Sebacinales; Serendipitaceae.